AUGGGAAGCAAGCAGAAAGAGGCUAUGAAAGCAGGAGGCGGCGGCGUCGGCGGCGGCGGCGGCGGCAACAUGGACAGGGCCAGACUCGACAAAGACGGAGGCGGGUAUCAGCGCCAGAAGCCUAGCAAAUCGCCAGCAAAAGAUAAGAGGCGUGCCGCUAUGCCUCUAAGUGCAGACGAGGAGGUGUGGUCCAACAAAACACAAGUGCGGCCGAAGGAAAGCGGCGCCGGUGUUUCCAAGCUGGUGUAA
This is a messenger RNA of Colletotrichum truncatum, 249 nucleotides long. Lineage: Eukaryota; Fungi; Ascomycota; Sordariomycetes; Glomerellales; Glomerellaceae. The record is from RefSeq and is a predicted model, not a curated record.